CGAGCCGGGGGAGCGCCUGCUCGUGUGGCCUGAGGGGCGGGCCGGGCGGAAACCCGCGCGGGGGUGGGGUCCGGGCUGCCCCGGCGCGGAGGCGGGGCGGCGGGCAAGAGCCAGGCUUCACGGAGGAGGCGAAGUUUAGGCACGGUCUGGGGAUGCACCGAACCUGUGCUUUUUCUCAGAUGAGAGAGAGUACCUUUCACUCAUUAGGGGUAGGUUCAGUGAAAGGAUGAAGUCGCGAAGGCUGUGCAGCGAGGGGACGUUGGUGCACAUCCCGGCGCUGAACAAUCCCAGGGCCCAUUCAUUCGCUCGGUGGGCGCCCAGUACACACUGCCUUGGUGAUGAUUAAGAUUUACUGGGUUUUGUUUGUGGUUUGCGAACACUAUGCGAAGCACUUUAUACAUUUUUCUCACUUAACUCAAAAUAGUCACUUAAGGUAAGUGGUGAUGUUCUCAUUUUAUGGUCUGUGGAGAAACACGUCACUUACUCGAGACCCUUCGUUAGGAGGUGGUGUAUCUGAGAUUGGAACUCAGUCUGGUGGAGCCCAGGGCCUAUGCUUCUAACAGGAGUGUUACGUGCCUCCCACAUGAGGCUGAAAGGGGAGGCAGAGUGCAUUUGGAAGGACCACUUGUGCACAGCACACAAAGGGCGUGAGCACCAGGGACCUGUCAAAGGCAAGCCCUGGCUGAGGACCGAGAGGCUGCCUCUGGCCUGGAUGGCCUGAGGAGGAGAUUCUGGGAUGGCCCAAGAGAAAUGAACUGGGCAUUAAUAAGCUUGGGUUCAGCUGUCAGUUAGAGCCCAACAGAGGCUUAAGUGACGAAGGUGGGGCAGGCAGGGUUUGUUCUGGGUUGUGUCUCUGAGGUUCCCUGGGUUUUACCCUCAUGGUCACACUAGACAGAAGUGUUUCUCCCUGUUUCUUUUUUAUCAUCAGGGAGGAAAAGCCUUUUCUAGAAGCCUUUUUGAAAACUUUCCUUAACAUCUUGUUGACCAGAAGAUGGGCCUAGGGCCAAAGUAGCUGGGGCCAAGGAAAGUGGGCACAUUUCUACCUGAAUUAAGGGGUCUGUUUGCAUGGAGCAGGCUGUGGGGGCAGAGGCUGACUGUGUGUCAGAGGCCAGUUGGAAAGGUUUUCAUGGGAGUGACACCCCGUGUCACCUGUCACCCUAAAUUAUCACCAGAUCUGUGGUUCUAAAUGUCAUGUGUAUGCUGACAGUUACCAGUGUAUACCCAGCCAGCUUCAGCCUCUCUCCUGAAAUUUGGACUUGUGGAUCGAAAUGCCCUCAUUCUCCACUUGUACAUCUUGUACAUCUUGAACAUAACAUGUACAAGACAACUUUUAAUUUUUAUCCUUCAGAUAUACUUCUACGGUCUUCCUGGGUAAUUGGAGAUUUCCUCAUCUCAGGUGUUUGGGCCAAACAUCUUGGUGUUUCAUCCCACACCUAAUUUGUCAGCAAAUCCUGUUGACUGUACCUUUGAAAGGUAUCUGCAAUCUGACUGCUUAUCACCUGCUACCACCAUCUGGUCCAAGACACUAUCGUCUCUAGCUGUGUUAUUGCUGGGACCUUCCGCUCUGCCUGCCUCCUCGGGACAAGCUUGGAGACCCAGUGAUGGCCCACAGGCAGCUUUUUCCUGGGCCCCAGGUGAGUGGUCUUCGUGAAGACGCCUCAGUGUGGCCUCAGCCCUUUCCUGGCUGGAGUCUCCACGGUUCCCUCUGAGGCACUGGUCUCAGGGUAGUUGGCUCCCUGUCUUCAUUGAUGUCCUCAACCCUUGGGUUCAAGUCCCUGAAAUGCACUCUGGACUGUAUCAUCUCACCCCUGGACUGGACACAGAGGAAGGCAAGGAAUGGGCAGGUCUUGGUUUCCUUCAAGGAAGUGGCCGUGCUCCUUUCCCAAGAGGAGUGGGGCCAUCUGGGCCCUGCUCAGAAGAGGCUCUACAGGGAUGUGAUGCUGGAAACCUAUGGGAACCUGGUCUCGCUGGGACUUCAAGGUUCCAAACCUGAUGUCAUCUCCAAGCUGGAGCAGGGGGAAGAGCCAUGGACCCCACACUCACCAAGAAUUGAGGGGAGCUGGAUUCGGAGACGCAGGCGUGCAGGUUAUGUCUCUAGGAAGGAAAAAAAAGAAUUGACUCCAAAGCAGGAAAUUUCUGAAGAAAUGGAAUCCCAGAGAACAAAAUUAGAAGAGCUUGUAAGGAAUAUUUCCAAGGAAUCUGAUUUUGAAGAAAUGACUAAAACUGAGGGAAAGCUAAAUAAUUGCUGGGGGAAAUAUGCAGUGGAGGGACUUAAGAAGGAUUUCCCCCAGAAGAGUAAUUUCAGGCCAGUGACAGUGACACAUGUGAAAAUCCCCUUGGGGGAAAGAGGUCCGAAAUUCAGUGCAGCUGAGGUAAACUGCGCUGCAGACGCAAGUUCUGUCAGAAACUGCAGACUGUCUUCAGGGAAAAGUCUCCACCAGUGUGUGUCAUGUGUAGAAAACUUCCAAACGAGUAAGGACCUCACUAACCUCCAAAGUUUCUGUGUAGGAGAACAAGCCUGUCAGGCAGAUGUGUUUGUGAAAGUGCCUGGGCAGAGUUCAGUUUUCAGUGAGAACCAGAGGAUUAACAGUCCAGAAAAAGCCUUUGAAAAGUGUGCUGUGUGUGGAAUAGCUUUUGGUCAGAGCAGAGCUCUCAUUCAGCACCCAGGAAUUCACAGUGGAGAGAAGCCCUGCGGGUGUGAGGAAGGUGGCAGAGCUUCCCAUGCCCGUCCCUAUGCCAUGCAGCACUGUAACACUUACACUGGAGAAAGACCCUGUGAGGCUAAGGAAUGUGAGAAAGCUCUUAGCACAUGUCCGUCUUACAUUCAGCAUUGUCAAGUUCACACUGGGGUGAAGCCCCAUGAGUGCAGUCAGUGUGGAAAAGCCUUUAGUCAUAGCUCUAACCUGAUCCAUCAUCAGAGAGUGCAUAGUGCAGAGAAGCCAUACAUGUGUGUGGAGUGUGGGAAAGCCUUCCGGAGACAGUCACACCUCACUCAGCAUAAGAGAACCCAUUCUGGAGAGAAACCCCAUGACUGUGCUGAGUGCGGCAAAGCCUUCAGCGCACGAUUGUCUCUCAUUCAACAUCAGAAAACUCACACAGGAGAAAAGCCCUAUGAGUGUAACGAAUGUGGAAAAUUCUUUAGCCUGAAGCGAACCCUUAUUGUUCAUCAGAGAAUCCACACUGGAGAGAAACCCUAUAGGUGUAAUGAAUGUGGAAAAUCCUUCAGUCAGCACUCACAAGUUAUUCAACAUAAGAGGGUUCACACUGGAGAGAAGCCUUAUAUCUGCAAUGAGUGUGGAAAAUCCUUCAGUGCUCGCCUGUCCCUCAUCCAGCAUCAGAGAAUUCACACUGGAGAGAAACCUUAUGGGUGUAAUGAGUGUGGGAAAACCUUCAGUCAAAAGGGACACCUUACUCAGCAUCAGCGAAUUCACACUGGAGAGAAGCCCUAUGAGUGUAAUGAGUGUGGAAAAGCUUUCAGCCAGAGUUUUAAUCUCAUUCACCAUCAAAGGACACACAAUGGCGAGAGGCCCUAUGAAUGUAAUGAGUGUGACAAAGCCUUCAGUGUUCUCUCCUCCCUUGUCCAGCAUCAGAGAGUGCACAACGGAGAGAAGCCCUACGAGUGCCACAGCUGUGGGAAGGCCUUUAGUCAGGGCUCACACCUAAUCCAGCACCAGAGGAGUCACACUGGAGAGAAGCCCUAUGAGUGUAGCGAGUGUGGGAAAACCUUUGGACAGAUAUCCACCCUAAUUAAGCAUGAGAGGACACACAAUGGGGAGAAGCCCUAUGAGUGCGGCGACUGUGGGAAAGCUUUCAGCCAGAGUGCACACCUCAUCCGCCAUCGAAGAAUUCACACUGGGGAGAGCCCUUACACGUGUAGUGACUGUGGGAAGGCCUUCAACGUCCGCUCCUCCCUCAUUCAGCAUCUCAGGGUUCACACCGGCGAGAAGCCUUAUGAAUGCAGUGAGUGUGGCAAGGCCUUCAGCCAGCAUUCACAGUUUAUUCAGCAUCAGAGGGUUCACACUGGAGAGAAACCCUACACGUGCAGUGAAUGUGAGAAAUCAUUCAGUGCACGCUUGUCCCUUAUCCAACACCAGAGAAUUCACACUGGAGAGAAGCCCUAUAAAUGCACUGAAUGUCAAAAAUCCUUCCGACAAAGCUCUCACCUCAUUCGACAUCAGAGAAUCCACAGUGGAGAGCGACCUUACAUGUGUAGUAGAUGUGGGAAAACUUACAACCAGAGAAUAUCUCUUAUUAGUCAUGAGAAAGUUCACAGACUCCACGGUGGAGAGCAAACCUGUCGGCGUGACGAGUGUGGGGAGCUCUUUGGCGCACAGGCAGCGUUCAUGCAGCACCGGAAGGUUCAUAGUGGAGAGUGACUCACUCUGUCUGAUACAUUCUUCACAGUUUUACAGCAGGAGAGUUCUACUGAUAAGAAAGCUCACUUUAUGACUUUCCUUUUGGAAAUUCAGCUCUUAAGGAAUUAAACUAUCUCCCAAUGUGCUGCUCACUGAAGGCAGGCUGCUGAUUUAUGUGGUAAAUGUUCCAAGGUAACAUGCCUUCCCUCAGACCCAGAGGAUGGCUCUCUGCUUGAGUGUUUUAAGUGAAUGCAACUUAAAUAUACUUUCCUAGAUCAUGUUUUUAUAGCACCAGACCUUAGUGUACAGUUAGGUGUUUCAUUUGGCCCCUGUCUUUCUUUUCUUUCCUCUUCAUCAUCUAUUUCAGCUUCAGGAAAAGUAACUGAGAUCCUUGAACUUUCGAGUGUGAUUGGGUUGGGGUUUUCUUAUUUGUUUGUUUGUAGGGCCUUUUCAAAAUGUUUUUGUUCUAUUUUGAGGGAUAUGAUACCUUUAACUUCAAAGGGGUUUUCCCUUUUCAGCAUCCGGUAAUCCACAGAGGUGAGAAGGCAUAUGAGUAUAAGUAGAGUUUGUUAAGGAAUGAGGUGAGGCUUGUGUGUAGAUUCAAACUGUUGAGAUGGUGCUAGGAAGUCAGGUGACUCAUGUAAACUGGGGUUUCCUACAGGGUAAUUUGAAAACAAAAAAACCCGUGAAUUGGAGGGGUGGAAUAGGCAUAAAGUAGACAUAGGCUCGCGUGGGACCUGGGACACAGCUUACAGAUUCUGUUGGUAUAUUCUAGAUCCACUUCUGAGGGAGAGAAGGUGAGUGGUUGGAGCUGUUCCCUUUCACUGGGUGGCCUCGCACCGAGCAGACUCUGGUGAGGAGGGCAGGUCCUCCUGCUGCCAGAGGACAGGAUUCCAGGUGAGGCAGGGACACGGCAUUAAGCACCUUUUCAUGGGUAGGUUAUCGUGCAGGCUGUUUGUCAGCCUUGGACCCCUGUCUGCAUGCUGUAAACAUGCUUUUGUCCCUCCUGGGAGCUGUAUUAGUCAGUGGUGUCUCAGUGCCCGUGGUCCUCCCACCUGAUGCUUGAGGUGAUGCUAAACAUCCUGGGAGCUGAUUUCCUGAGCACAGUCUUCAGAGUGGCUGCCCCUGGUUCAUCACGUGUGGUUCGCUGCAGUGUCCUCAGAACCCCAUUCUCCAGAAGUUUCUAUGGCACUUCCUUCUGUUUUUGUGGAGGAAAGAGUAGCAUCAAAGUGGGCUGAAAAAGGGUUAUAAAUAUGAGAGAUUCAGCAGAAGGAGUCUGUGAGAGACAGUUCUAGAAACAAAUCUGGCAAUUGAAAGUGGCUGUUGAGAGUCUGAUGAGAAGCUGGUACCGUGUGUGAACCCUUGAGAAGGGGCUAACAGGAUCUGGCACGGGCUGCAGUGGGACGGCGCUUUAUGAAUAAGGCAGGGUAAGAAUGGAGUGAAAGAGGAGCAGUGAAUUGCUUAAUAGCUGGACAUUCUAUUCCUUUAUAGUAUCCUUUUCAAUAACAAGUUUAUUCCUAUUUUCCUGCUUUAUUAAAGAAACUUUCUCUUAGAAGUU
This is a messenger RNA of Lagenorhynchus albirostris (white-beaked dolphin), 5913 nucleotides long. Its product is annotated as zinc finger protein 252-like. Gene Ontology annotation, molecular function: DNA-binding transcription factor activity, RNA polymerase II-specific; RNA polymerase II cis-regulatory region sequence-specific DNA binding. Gene Ontology annotation, biological process: regulation of DNA-templated transcription. The record is from RefSeq and is a predicted model, not a curated record. Lineage: Eukaryota; Metazoa; Chordata; Mammalia; Artiodactyla; Delphinidae. The coding region runs from base 1749 to 4376 and encodes 875 amino acids. The transcript is spliced from 5 exons.